Messenger RNA from Penicillium brevicompactum, 843 nucleotides. Its product is annotated as enoyl-CoA hydratase/isomerase family protein. Gene Ontology annotation, molecular function: delta(3,5)-delta(2,4)-dienoyl-CoA isomerase activity. Gene Ontology annotation, cellular component: mitochondrion. The coding region runs from base 1 to 843 and encodes 280 amino acids. The record is from RefSeq and is a predicted model, not a curated record. The transcript is spliced from 2 exons. Lineage: Eukaryota; Fungi; Ascomycota; Eurotiomycetes; Eurotiales; Aspergillaceae.
AUGUCCGAAUACGCAUUUGAAUAUUUCACCGUGCAGUUUCCUACUGACCACAAACAUGUGGCUCACGUGGAGAUCAACCGCCCCGAAAGGCUGAAUGCCUUCAUCGAGGUCAUGUGGUUAAAUUUGGCUAAAAUCUUCAAUAAACUAUCAUCGGACCCCUCAGUCCGUGCGAUUGUCCUCAGUGGUGCUGGAGAUAAGGCAUUUACGGCCGGACUAGACGUCAAGGCAGCUUCCGAGGGUCUCCUGUCAUCGGAAACGAGCACGGAUCCAGCCCGAAAGGCGGCCACUCUCCGCCGACACAUCUCCGAGUUUCAGGAUUGCAUCACAGCAGUCGAGCGCUGCGAAAAGCCUAUUGUGGUUGCCCUGCAUGGAUUUUCAUUAGGACUUGCCAUCGACCUGUCCACAGCAACGGAUGUGCGAUUGUGCGCACGCGACUCUCGCUUCGCAGUCAAGGAAGUCGACAUUGGAAUUGCUGCAGACAUUGGCACCCUCAGCCGUCUUCCCAAAGUUGUCGGAAAUUACGGCUGGGUUAAGGAGGUUGCCCUUACAGCUCGUGAAUUUGGCGCAGAAGAGGCGCUCCGUGUUGGAUUUGUGAACGCAGUAUACGAUACCCGCGAAGCGACUGUCGCAGCUGCUCUUAAACUCGCCACUUUGAUUGCCAGUAAGAGUCCCGUGGCUGUACAGGGUACUAAGGAGAUCUUGAACUAUUCACGCGAUCACACUGUGGAGGACGGCCUGCGCUACACGAGUGUUUGGAACAGCGCGGCUCUGCAAACGCAGGAUGUAUCGGCUGCUUUACUUUCAGGAUUGCAGAAGCGUGUUCCAACAUUCGAGAAGCUGUGA